This is a messenger RNA of Talpa occidentalis (Iberian mole), 3335 nucleotides long. RefSeq names its product MDM2 binding protein (gene MTBP). Gene Ontology annotation, biological process: regulation of protein ubiquitination; traversing start control point of mitotic cell cycle; protein localization to kinetochore. The record is from RefSeq and is a predicted model, not a curated record. Bases 241 to 3060 code for a protein of 939 amino acids. Lineage: Eukaryota; Metazoa; Chordata; Mammalia; Eulipotyphla; Talpidae. Gene Ontology annotation, cellular component: kinetochore. The transcript has 23 exons.
CUUCCCGAAGCCCCUCUAAUCUUGCCAUGGCAGCCAUUCGUCACGCAAGGAGGCAUUAAUGCAGUUACUGAGAUAACAACUCCCAAAUAUAACCCGCUUGCUAGAAAAGUUCUGGAAGGCUGACGGCGGACUCACAAUUUCCAGCCGACCUAAGUGGAGGGACACCGGAAGUGCGGCCGCAGCGCGCGGCAGUUUGGAUGCAGGAACCGGGACCUCACGCCCGGGGUCAGCUCCGAGGCCAUGGACCGGUACCUGCUCCUGGUCAUCUGGGGGGAAGGGAGAGUCCCGGCCUCGGCGGAUGGGGAGGCGGAGCCUGGACCCGGGGUGUCGGCUGUUGAGGGGACCGAGAAGCCGCCGGACUUAACAGCAGCAAGUGUUUAUCACCUCCUGAAAAGAAGCAUUAAUGCUUCAAGUAAUCCAGAAGAUAGUACUUUCCCUGCUUGUUCGGUGGGUGGUAUACCUGGUUCCAAGAAAUGGUUCUUUGCAGUGCAGGCAAUUUUUGGAUUUUAUCAGUUUUGUAGUUCUGACUGGGAAGAGAUACAUUUUGAUACAGAAAAAGAUGAAAUUGAAGAUCUUCUUCAAACAAAUAUUGAAGAAUAUUUGAGUACUGUUGAGUGUUUUGAAGAAGAGGACAAUAGCAGGGAAUCAGUAUCCUUGACUGAGCUAUAUGAAGAAUCUGCAGAAAAUUUGCAUCAGUUAUCAGACAAACUUCCUGCUCCUGGUAGAGCAAUGAUAGAUAUAAUACUGUUGCUUUCUGACAAAAAUCCCCCUAAAUUGAAAGACUGUUUACCUGCUGUAGGAGCAUUAAAACAUUUGAGGGAAUGGUAUUCAGCAAAAAUUACUAUUGCAGGAAAUCAUUGUGAAAUAAAUUGUCAGAAAAUUGCAGAAUACCUGUCUGCUAAUGUUAUAUCUACGGAAGAUCUCAAACAUGCUGUUGAUUCAAAGGAAUUAUGGAGGGGAAAGAUUCAGAUAUGGGAACGAAAAUUUGGAUUUGAAAUUAGUUUCCCUGAAUUUUGUUUAAAAGGAGUCACACCUAAGAAUUUUAGUGCAUCUAAUUUAAAUGCUUGCUUUCUUGCCCAAAAAACAAUACCAUCAAAGGAUAAGAAUAAUUUGCCGAAGGUUUUCCAUUAUUAUGGCCCUGCUUUAGAAUUUGUGCAGUUGAUAAAGUUAUCAGAUCUACCCUCCUGCUAUAUGUCAGACAUUGAAUUUGAGUUAGGAUUGACAAAAAACAAUACCAAACAGAAUUCUGUAUUGUUGAUGGAGCAGAUUUCUUCUCUAUGUGACAAGGUUGGUGCUCUUUUUGUACUGCCAUGUACUGUUAGUAACGUACCUACCCCACCUCCCAGCCAACUCAGUUCAAGAAAAUGGAAGGAGUAUAUAGCUAAAAAGCCCAGGACAUUUAGUGUUCCAGAUGUUGAAGUGAAAGGAGAGUGUUCUAGCUAUUAUCUGUUGUUACAAGGGAAUGGUAGUAGAAAAUGUAAAGCCACAUUGAUUUAUUCAGCCAACCAGAUCAAUGGCUCAUUUGCACUCAGUCUAAUUCAUGGAAAGAUGAAAGCAAGGACAGAAGAAGCUGAACUGAGCUUCCCUUUUGACUUAUUGCCACUUCCACAUUUUUCUGGGGAGCAGCUUAUACAGAGAGAGAAAGAGUUAGCUGAUGUUCAAGCCUUGGCUUUGAAAGAAUGUCUGAAGAGGAGAAAGUUGGCAAAGCAGCCUGAAGUAGUUUCUGUUGAUGAACUAAAGAGUCUAUUAAUACUCACAAGAGAACAAUUUUUAAAUCAUUUUGAUGCUGUAAUUCCUAAAACAGUUCUGAUAAAGGCAGAUGAAAUUAAAACCUCCAAUAUGUUAAAUGAACCUAGUCCAGAGGAACCUGUUUCUUCAUAUCCAAUGGAAAAUAAUCCUCUGGAAUGGCCAGAAAGGCAUGUUCUUCAAAAUUUGGAAACUUUUGAAAAAGCUAAACAAAAAAUGAGAACUGGUUCAUUACCUCUUUCAUCUGAACAACUGCUUGGUCAUAAAGAGGGUCCACGGGAUUCAAUCACAUUAUUAGAUGCUAAAGAAUUGCUGAAAUUCUUUACCUCAGAUGGAUUACCAAUAGGAGACCUUCAACCUUUACAGAUUCAGAAGGGGGAAAAGACUUUUGUUCUGACACCAGAACUCAGUCCUCGGAAACUUCGGGUUUUACCUUUUGAAAAAGCCUCAGUAUGUCACUAUCAUGGAAUUGACACUGGGUACAGUCAGAAGUGUGGGAGGAUGAGAGAAUUCGCCAGAGCCAGAGCGGAGAGCACAGCAGGCAGACUGACGAAGUACACUGCUGAGGGGAGCAGCAGGCGGCAGGAGAGAUACUGCUUGGAUGACCGAAAAGCAUUAGAAAGAGAUGGGGGAUUUUCUGAACUUCAGUCUCGCCUUAUUCGUUAUGAAACUCAAACCACUUGCACCAGAGAAACUUUUCCUGUCCCUACUGUGUUGAGUCCUCUUCCAUCUCCUGCAGUUUUGUCAGAGCCUGGAAGUGUCCCUGAUGGAGAAGCUCUACAAAGUGAACUCAGGACUGAAGUGUCCCAGUUAAAAAGGAAAUCAAAAGAUCUGAAUUGCGUUUAUCCCAGAAAAAGUAGACUUGUGAAAUCGGAAAGUCUGGAUUCCAUUCUUCCUCAGACAAGUAGCCGUGGUAAUCCUCGCCAUGCAGGGACAUCCAGAAGGCCACAAGCAGAGCAGUCGCUACCGAAGCCUUGUCCAGACCUUAGGUCUGAAACUCCAAAAGUCAUUCCAAAGGCCAGUUUAAGACAAAAAAGUGUGCAUGAAUCAAAAACAUCAAGGCAGAUAAAGGAAUCAAGAUCACAGAAACACACACGGAUAUUGAAUGAAGUCGUUACUGAAACCCUGAAGAAACACCGUAUUCCUGAGGCUCAUGAAUGCUUCACUGCCUGCAGCCAGCGUCUCUUUGAGAUCUCGAAGUUCUAUCUAAAGGAUCUUAAAACUUCAAGGGGUCUAUUUGAAGAGAUGAAGAAAACAGCAAACAAAAAUGUUGAACAGGUGAUCGAAUGGGUGUUAGAAAAGACAAGAAAGUAAUAACACAGAAAACACAGAAUCAUUCUCCUUGGACAGUUAAAAACUGUGAAGAGCUAUAUUCUUUACAACUUCCUCCCUUAGUUUAAAAAUUAUAAACAUUUUGAACUUUACUCAAAGACUAAGCAUUAAAUUUUUAAAGUUUCAUAAAUAUUUUUAUAUAGCUUUGAGAAUGCUCACUUAAUGUAUUUUUAGCUGUCUAAUUCUGUAUUUUACUAUAUUUUCAGUUUUAAAGUUAAUCUUUUAAUGUAUUUCUUAAAUAUUACAACUGGUUAUUU